This is a messenger RNA of Cuscuta campestris, 1787 nucleotides long. NCBI's taxonomy places the organism in Eukaryota, Viridiplantae, Streptophyta, Magnoliopsida, Solanales, Convolvulaceae. The record is from the annotation of a GenBank genome assembly.
CAUCAAAGGACAUUUUUGGAAAUUCAAUACCAAAACACACUCCCUUAAAUCCCUCCUAAAAAGCAAAUGUCCCAUGUUUCACGGGACGGAGGGAGUAUGCCCUGACUUUUUAUUUUCAAAAAAAAAAAUUAAAAAGAAGGGGGAAAAUGAGAGGUCUCAGUUCUUUAUUACUCCCUCCGUAGUAUUUACGUUCGCACUCCAAAAGUUGAGGGUGGUGGCAACCCAGCCAUUUUCCGAGGUCAUGGGAGAUCACACCCGGAAUGAAAUGGCGGCCAUGCCGUUUUCCCUGCCGGAAGAUCUGACGAUCGCAAUCCUCACCAAAUUACCGCCGAAGUCGCUGAUUCGUCUCACUGCGCUUAGUAAAACGUGGUUCUCUUUCAUCCGAAGCCCUGAGUUCGUUUCUUCAUACCGGUCGAUUGCCGGCACCGAACAGUUGCUCUGCAGAUUGAGCAAUGAUGGAAGUCGUUUCGCUCUGAUCGCAGAUCGCCCCGACGGCGACGAAAAUCUCACGGUAGACCUUGGUUCAAUAAUCAAUCCCGACAAUCGAUUACCAAUCAGGUUUCUUGACAAUUUCCAUCCCUCAGUACACGAUGAUUUCGAAAUCAUAGGAAGCUUCAAUGGAUUGGUCUGCUUGUGCUUUAGCCGCUGGGGAACUGUUAACAGUUUAUAUGAUGCUCGCCCAUGGACUAUAUUCUUGUGGAACCCUUCGAUUCGAAGGCAUUUGUUGCUUCCCCCGCCACGGAUUCUCCCUAAGAUGUGCGGUCGUCUUGGGUUUGGUGGUUCUGAAGAUGGAGAUCAUAAGGUUGUGAGGAUUCUCUGGGUGGAUCUCAAUAGCGCAGGCGAGGAAGUUGUUGGGGAGGUUCGUCCCUUCCUUCGUGACAGUGGAGGCGAUCAUGUCGUGACAGUUGAGAUCUACUCUCUAAAUUCAGGGGAAUGGCGGAUUUUGCAGUUUGACUUGUCUCCCAAAAGGACAUUUAUGACCGGUCAGGCUUUUCUACAAGGUAGGAUGCAUUGGAUAUCAUUUAAAGAUAAUAACCCUGGUAGGUCUACCUGCGUAAUUACUUCAUUUAGCAUAAAUGAAGAGAGAUUUCAAGACUUGCCGUUCCCUACGAGUGAUGUUGAUUUUGGGCAAGUGUGGAUUUCCGUAGUUGGGGAGAAAAUAGGUUUCUUGGAUGUGCAUUUUCCUUAUUUUUGUUGCGUUUGGGUGAUGCAAGAAUACGGAAAUGCCGAUUCCUGGGCUAAGCUAUAUAAUAUGGAGUUUGAAAUGUAUGAGAGUAGGUAUUUACCAUUGGCAGAUGCUUUCAAAGUGUGGAAGGAUGUUGAAGUGUUUACGCCCACAAAUCACGGGUUGGAAAAUUUCAAAUCUCAGGGAAGUUUCACAGCAGCCGGGAAACAUAAGGGAGAUACCUUGUUUUUUUGUAACCAAGCAUUUGGAAAGUCUUGCUUUGCUUGAGAAGCAGAAUGCUGUUUCGGAUAUGCAUUUGCUUUGGGCCUGACAGGGAACAUGGAGGUGGAAGAUGAUUGACCGGCUCUUUGAAGGGAACAAUCCAUCUUUUGCUAUAUAGAUAAGCGCAACCCUUGCUCUUGAUGAACUUUUUUAUUAUUGGGUUUUCAAAUAUGCUUAGUCUUACAGAAUUGGUUGUUGCUAAGUUUUUGGAUACUUGUUACAAGUAAGGUACUAUUAAACAUUGCGCAUUCAUGGAUGAAAGGGCCCCUGACCCUACUUUUGUGGGAUUUUACUGGGUUGUUGUUGCUUCUGCAUUCAUGCAUAAAGAGCAGUGUCUAUA